AUGGUUUGCGGCGACGGGACUACAGGAGUUGUUGUUCUUGCUGCUGAGCUGCUGAGGGAGGCUGAGCAGCUUGUGGAGAAAAACAUACAUCCCCAGACUAUCAUCAGCGGCUACCGCAAAGCAGCAGCAGCAGCAAGGAAGCAACUUGCUGCUGUUGCUUUUGGGGUUUCAGAUGAAGACUCUCUUCGGACUUGUCUUUUAAAUGUUGCAAGAACCACUUUGUCUUCCAAGUUGCUGCCUGCAGACAAGGAGCACUUUGCGAAGAUUGCAGUGGAUGCAAUUUUGCGGAUAAGAGACAAUUGCGCCUCUUUGGAUUUAAUUCACAUUUUGAAAAAGCCUGGAGGUUGCAUGAAAGAUUCUUUCUUGGAUGAGGGUUUUAUUCUUGAAAAGAAAAUCGGUGUGGGCCAGCCCAAGAUGAAGGAGAACUGCAAGGUGAUGGUUGCGAACACCCCCAUGGAUACCGACAAAAUUAAAAUAUUCGGCGCGAGGGUUCAAGUGGAUUCUUUCGAAGCUGUUCACGAAAUAGAACUUGCAGAAAAAGAGAAAAUGAAGCAAAAGGUGGAGAAGAUCCUGGCGUACAAGUGCGACGUGUUCAUAAACCGCCAACUCAUUUAUAAUUAUCCAGAUCAGCUUUUCAAAGCUGCUGGAGUCUCAGCAAUUGAGCAUUCGGACUUCGACGGAAUGGAGAGACUUGCUGCAGCUCUUGGCGCGGAGAUUCUCUCCACCUUCGACAACCCUUCCGAGGCGCCGCUCGGCUUCUGCGCCAAAAUGGAAGAAAUUGUUAUUGGAGAUGAUACGGCCAUUAGGUUCUCCGGUUGCAGAGCAGGCGGAGCGUGCACUGUGGUGCUGCGGGGCAGCAGCGAGCAGGGUUUGGAUGAAGCUGAGAGAUCUCUUCAUGAUGCUUUAGCGAUUUUGUCUCAGUUGGUGCUGCAGCAGCAGCAGCAGCGGCGGCAGCAGCGGGAAGCAGCAACAGCAGCAGCAGCAGCAGUCAGUGGCGGCAUUGCUGAGGGUUUCUUGCCUUCUGAGCAGCAGCAGCUGCUGCUCGUCUGUGGGGCCGGAGCAGCAGAAAUGGCCAUGGAAGCAGCAGUGUCUCGCCUGGCCACCACAAUACCUGGCAAAGAAAGCUUGGCCGUGGAGGCGUACGCGCGAGCCCUUCGCCAGAUUCCUACCAUCAUUGUUGACAACGCAGGGCUGGACAGCGCGGAAAUAGUAUCGCAGCUGCGGGCGCAGCACCACGAGGGUUUGUGGAAUAGGGGGGUUUGUCUCGAGGGUUUAGGAGGAACCCUCGAUGCAAAAGAAAAGGGGAUUUUAGAAGCUUAUAAAAGCAAACUUUCGCAGCUUUGCUUCGCCACUGAGGCCGCAGAGAUGAUCAUCCGAGUGGACGACAUCAUCCGCUGCGCCCCCCGGGAGCGGUCGGGCAUGUAG
This is a messenger RNA of Eimeria tenella, 1425 nucleotides long. Its product is annotated as TCP-1/cpn60 family chaperonin, putative. The record is from RefSeq and is a predicted model, not a curated record. The coding region runs from base 1 to 1425 and encodes 474 amino acids. Gene Ontology annotation, cellular component: chaperonin-containing T-complex. Gene Ontology annotation, molecular function: ATP-dependent protein folding chaperone; ATP binding. Gene Ontology annotation, biological process: protein folding. The transcript has 11 exons. Lineage: Eukaryota; Apicomplexa; Conoidasida; Eucoccidiorida; Eimeriidae.